Molecule: messenger RNA, 1366 nt
Organism: Musa acuminata subsp. malaccensis (wild Malaysian banana)
Lineage: Eukaryota; Viridiplantae; Streptophyta; Magnoliopsida; Zingiberales; Musaceae
Product: vesicle-associated protein 1-3
Biological process (GO): endoplasmic reticulum membrane organization
Cellular component (GO): plasma membrane; endoplasmic reticulum membrane
Source: RefSeq, a predicted model, not a curated record
AGCAGCAGAUUCCUCCUCAGAUCUCUGCUACUCUCUCUCUCGCUGCCGUCUGUAAUAGUUAACAUACUAAAUGGUGUCCGGAAACCGUUCAACAACAUGUGAGUGACAGUUCCUAGGGUUCAACGCCACCCAUCUCUGUUCGUCUUUGUUCUCUCUACAUACUCUUUUUGGGGGGGGACUUGACGACGAAUUCUGUGUCUGUCUACGCGAUCCACACCUCCAAUCUUUGAUCACCGGACGAAGGCGCGAUGGGGGCUGGUCAGGUGCUCGUGGAAAUUCAGCCUCAAGAACUUAAGUUCGCAUUUGAAUUGAAGAAGCAGAGUUCGUGUUCUAUUCAACUUGAAAAUAAAUCCAAAGAUUAUGUUGCUUUCAAGGUUAAAACCACAUCUCCUAAAAGAUACUGUGUGAGACCAAAUAUAGGCAUCCUUCUGCCCAGAUCAACAUGUGACUUUACAGUCACUAUGCAAGCACCAAAGGAAGCUCCACCUGAUAUGCAAUUGAAAGAUAAGUUCCUUGUUCAAAGCACGGUUGUUCCUUAUGGCACUACUGAUGAGGACAUUGUACCAAGUUUUUUCUCUAAAGAAAAUGGAAGAUAUAUCCAAGAGAACAAAUUAAGAGUCGUUCUUGUAAGCCCUCCACAUUCUCCAGCACUAGAGCCAAUUAAUGUGGCUUUAAGGCAGGAGCCAGCUAAUGAAAUUCCUGAUUCGGCAGUAACUUGUAUCCCCAUUGAUGGUGUUUCACAGCAAGAACCAGCUAAUGAAGUUCCCAUUUUGAGAAACAUUUCUGUCUCAGAUAAUGUGUCUGUGAAACAGGAGCCUGUUCAAGAAAUUACUAUAUCAAAAGACACUUCUAUUCCAAAUGAACAAGCAUUGAGUGGUGUGGCUGAGAUUACCCCAUCUCAUGUUGGUAAAGAUAUUGAUGACUUGAAGUUGAAGCUCAACAAUAUUGAAGUUAAACUGAAUGAGGCUGAGAAGACAAUAAUGAGCCUGAGGAAAGAGAACAGUGCAGCAGUACAGGAGAGCGAGAAGUUACAACAGGAAAUUGCCUUGCUGAGGAAGAAAAGUGCUGUUAGAAUUCAGGCUGGUUUUCCAUUUUUGUUUGUUGUCUUUCUGGCACUUGUUGGCAUGACACUUGGAUAUCUUUUGCACUCAUGAAACCCAUGUCAAAGCUCAAGCCUGAAUAAGUAGCAUCAGGGCUAGAAACUAUAAUUCAUAGAAAUAAUCGCUGGUGUCCGCAAUGUUGAAUAUCAAAUAUCUGUGUUAGUUUUUUUUCUAGGGCUAAGCUCUGUCCAUGUGUAUGACCUGUAUGCUUGUAAAAUGACAAAUUUUAUACUGUGUACAAAAAUAAAACUCUUACCAUGCCACCA